Messenger RNA from Paraphaeosphaeria sporulosa, 1541 nucleotides. RefSeq lists its product as uncharacterized. Bases 286 to 1305 code for a protein of 339 amino acids. The transcript has 7 exons. Lineage: Eukaryota; Fungi; Ascomycota; Dothideomycetes; Pleosporales; Didymosphaeriaceae. Gene Ontology annotation, cellular component: plasma membrane. Gene Ontology annotation, molecular function: acetate transmembrane transporter activity. The record is from RefSeq and is a predicted model, not a curated record.
CCAGGAUGUGAGAGACCUGGGCUGAUCGACACCAGAAGGGGGUCAGUAUGCAACAUGCAACCAAUCCUCGACCCUCUGCACGGCUCCGCCCCGUGCCGUCGCGGCGCUUCUUUCGAAGUAUUUGAGUAUGCGGGGAACGGACCUUGUUCAACAUUAGCACUCGGCAGUCUGCUUUCACCCCCAACUUUAGCAGAUAUAAGUGGUGUUUAUUGACAUAUCGGCUUACCCUGGAUUCCCAUAUUCCCCCAUCUUGAUACAUUCUGAAGCAAUUGUUACUACGUUGACAUGGCACAUCACCACGAGAGUCUGCGCGAGAGGACGCUGAACAAUGAGAAUCUUGCUGGCCCCGAAAUCAAUCGAGCUGGUAUUGGCGGAAAUCAUGGAGAUCUGAUGGAUCGGACACAAAACAACGAAAAUCUUACUGCACCCACGCCAGACCUGAGUGCUCCCUUAGAGAAAGACUUCAGCAACAGCCCGUACAGCAAUGGAUACCACCAGCAUCUGGACGCCAGCCAUGAUUCCGAGACUGCCCUCAGAAAGAUGCGGACGGCUGGCAGCAUCUCGAUCACGCCAGAAUUGUUUGAGAAGCUCUAUCUCUCACCGAAGACAAGGGUACACGGUGAUUUGCGAACAACCGUUGGCAAUCCGACCCCUUUGGCACUCCUCGGCUUCCUGUUAUCGCUCACGCCGCUGAGCAUGGACUUGAUGGGCUGGAGAGGCGCAGGCGGCAACGGCGCCGCCGGAACCGGUACAUACUAUUUCUUCGGCGGCCUUUUAAUGAUACUCGGAUCUCUCGGUGAGUUCCUCAUCGGCAACACAUUCCCCUUCGUGGUUUUCGGAUCUUUCGGUGCCUUCUGGCUUGGCUGGGCAGCCACUCUUCAGCCUUUCUACAACGCAUAUGGUGCGUACUCGACAACCGGCGUUGCCGCUGACGGCCUCGCGACUGUGGGAUUCCGUUCCAGCUAUGCCUUCUUUUUCAUCGCCAUGGCAAUCCUUUGCCUCGUCUACCUAGUCUGCUCCCUCCGCACCAAUGUCUGCUUCUUCAUGAUCUUCCUCACACUCGUCCUUGCCUUCUGCAUGCUCGCCGGCUCAUUCUUUGAAGCCAACAACGGGAACAUGACGCGCUCUGUCAACCUACAGAUCGCGGGCGGAGCCUUUGCUUUCGUUACUACGUUGUUUGGGUGGUGGAUCUUCAUCGCGAUUAUGCUAGCUAGUCUAGACUUCCCGUUCGAGCUCCCAGUGGGCGACCUUUCGGGAUUCAUCAAGGGUGCGAGCGAUAAGAAGGCGAGACAGGAGAGUGUGUAGGCAUGGUGGAGAGCGGAGGGAAGGCGGGCCACUGCGAGUCGGCCUUCUGACGGAGGAGACAAAUAUGUAACCAGAGGACAGUCUGAUGGAUGUAAUGCUUGCUUGAGAACGAAGAUUGGCUUCUCAGAAAUGAUGGUGCAGCUAUGAUGCCAGCGGUAUCGUAUUCAUGUACACGAACUCACCACUUUGGUGUACUACUACUCAUAUCACGAAGUAAACAGACUGCGUCAUUGCCC